ACCUGUUAUGUGUGGAUCCUCUGGAUUAGACACACACACAGGAGCUGUCUGUCUGCUGCAGGUAUGUCUGCUCAGGUCAAUCUGCUCAGCCCCGCCCUCCAGCACUGGACGCAGCUGCACUGUCAGCCUGACUGAGGAGCUACUAAGCUUCACACAGCAGUCCAGCAGCAGCAGCAGCAGCAGCGCGUUGGAAGACACUGGGAGGAGGAAGAGUUUGGACUGGGUUGAGAUUAUGAGACUGGGCAUGACGGUGCGGGCCAAGCUGAGGGUGUAGCCACAUCUGGCAGAGACUGCUGAAGUAAGCAGGAGCCUCCGCACACCAUACCGACUACUGCAGCGGAGGAAGAUGGGUGAGACAGAGGAGGAGAGGGAUAAUGUGGGGAAGCUCUUUGAUGACUUCGUCCAGGCCUCGAGCUGCAAGGGAGCCCUUCAGGCCUUCAACGUCCUCUGUAGGAGGCACGACCUUGACCCUGCAGACAAUGACACCUUCUACAGCAGCCUGAAGGCGAAGGUCACCUCCUGGAAGGCCAAGGCACUAUGGAGUAAGCUGGACAAGAGGAUGUUGCAUAAGGAGUACAAGAAAGGCCAGGCCUGUGUCGGCACCAAGUGCCUGAUCAUCGGAGGAGGCCCCUGUGGCCUGCGGACGGCCAUUGAGCUGGCUUUGAUGGGCGCCAAAGUGGUGGUGAUCGAGAAGAGAGACUCCUUCUCGAGGAACAACGUGCUGCACCUCUGGCCCUACACCAUUCAUGACCUGCGGGGCCUCGGGGCCAAAAAGUUUUACGGCAAAUUCUGCGCCGGGGCCAUAGACCACAUCAGCAUUCAGAAGCUGCAGCUGGUCCUACUGAAGGUCGCCCUGAUUGUUGCAGUGGAGUUUCACAUCAAUGUGGAGUUUGUCAAGCUGUUGGAGCCUCCAGAGGAUCAGGAAAAUGAAGGGGUUGGGUGGAGGGCUGCAAUCCGACCCGCUGAUCACCCCGUGGCUAACUUUGAGUUUGACGUCGUGGUCGGGGCUGACGGACGCAGGAACACUCUGGAAGGUUUCAAAAGGAAGGAGUUCAGGGGGAAGCUGGCGAUCGCCAUCACAGCCAACUUCGUCAACAGGAACACUACUGCAGAGGCCAAAGUAGAGGAGAUCAGCGGCGUGGCGUUCAUCUUCAACCAGAAGUUCUUUCUUGACCUCAAAGAGGAAGCGGGUAUCGAUCUGGAGAACAUCGUGUACUACAGGGACAACACGCAUUACUUUGUCAUGACUGCCAAGAAACAGAGCCUGCUGGACAAGGGAGUCGUCAUUAAUGAUUACAUAGACACCGAAAUGCUGCUGUGCAGUGAAAAUGUCAACCAGGAAGCUCUUCUGUGCUACGCCCGAGAAGCUGCUGACUUUGGCACCAACUACCAACUUCCCACGCUGGAUUUUGCCAUGAACCACUGCGGGCAGCCAGAUGUAGCAAUGUUUGACUUCACAAAUAUGUACGCCUCUGAGAACGCUGCUCUGGUCAGGGAGAGAUAUGGACACCAGUUGCUGGUAGCACUGGUUGGCGACAGUCUGCUAGAGCCCUUCUGGCCCAUGGGGACGGGUUGCGCCAGAGGCUUCUUGGCUGCCCUUGACACAGCCUGGAUGGUAAAGAGCUGGGCUGAGGGUCGGACAGCUCUGGAGGUGUUGGCAGAGAGGGAGAGCAUUUACAGGCUACUUCCACAGACAACAACUGAAAACAUUGCCAAAAACUUUGACCAGUACACCUCAGACCCUGGGACGCGAUACCCCAACCUUAACUCCUCUUGUGUCAGGCCUCACCAGGUGCGUCACUUGUACGUCAGCGGAGAGCUGAAUUCCUGCUCUCUGGAGCGUUCUGCUACCAUACGCCGGCCCGUCAAUCUCUGCAGACGAGAGUCAGAGAUCAGACCGGCAAGGCUUCUUACCUGGUGCCAGAAACAGACCGAGGGCUACAGGAAUGUGAUGAUUACAGACUUGACGUCUUCUUGGAAAAGUGGCAUGGCCCUCUGCGCCCUCAUCCACAGGUUCAAACCCCAGCUGAUAGAGUUUGACUCGUUAAACGAGGAAGACCACUCCGCAAACCUCCAGCUGGCUUUUGACAUCAGUGAGCGUGAAUUUGGGAUCAAAUCCUUCACAUCUGUGAAGGAGCUGAGUGACGAUCAGCAGCUGGAUAAGACCAGGAUGAUCACCUACCUGUCCAAGUUCUACGAGCUGUUACGUGGCACACCUCUACCUGCCUCAGGUUCCAGAGGAGUGGAUGAAAACAAUGAAGAUUAUCCAUCUAAGGAAGUCAGAAGUAAUAAUAAUGUGCUUAAUCUUGCACUGCCCAGGAAACGGGUCCCAAAGGAUGAAAAGAAGUCAGACGGUUCAGAUCCCAUUUACAAAAGAAGGCGGAAAUUCUGCAGUUAUCUGGAGGAGGCUACCAAUCUGUCCAGUAAUGGCUCCGCAGUGCGAGAGGACAGAGAGCCCAAGGAAAACAAAGUGCGCUCAAUGGCUUCUCAGUUGGUGGCCAAGUUUGAAAGCACACCCAACUACACCGCCCGGAAAACACAGUCAGACUGCGAGAGGUCCUCUCUGCUGCAAACUCUUGACCUGGAUGAGAGUCUGCACAUUAAACUCAGGCCUCCGGUCCCACCUAAACCUCCUCCUGAGACGCAGGUAGUCUGGAGCCGCCAGACGGCGUUUGAAGUCAGUAUCAGAAAAGCAGCAGAACACUUAGUGCCUCCAAAGACUCUACCUAAACCUCAGCUCCAGCCUGAGUCCCAGCAUCCAUUUUCUGUAGUGAAGCUCAGACAUGUUGAUCAGACGCACGCUGAGACGAAGGCCCAGCCUCAGCCUGAGAGUGCAGACCCCCCUGCUUCUUCUUCUUCUCCCUCCUCCUGCCAAUCCGCAAUCCAUUUCAUGUCAAGAGUCCUCCAGCGCCUCAGGGAGGUGGAUGAACACGUCUCUGAGAAAAAAGCUCAGACACAACAGGCUAGAGAGUUUCACACAAAGAGUAUAAAGGACAAGGCUGUUCACCUUAGAGGGUUGUUCUCAGCAGAAAGCUCUGCUGGACUCAAGGGCGGCCCAGUACGAAGGGCGUUCCUCCCGUCGGGUGACAAGUGUCACUCAUGCGAGAAGCGUGUUUAUAUGGUGGAGAGGGUCUGUGCCGAGGGGCUCUACUUCCACAGGGAGUGUUUCCGCUGUUCCACCUGCAGCUCGUCCCUGCGACAGGGAGCUCAUGCCUUCGACUCUCUACAGGGGAAAUUGUAUUGCAAACUUCAUUUUGAUCAACGCAAAAAUGGGACAAACCUACAGAGGAACUUUUCUCUACGUUCAAGUCGUCAUGGAGCUGGAGUUCAGGAGCCAUGUGCCGUUGAUGGACAGAGCUCCGAGUCCAGCAGCACAGCAGACCUGCAGAGUCCAUCCUCAGCAGGUACCUUCAGCUCGUUCAUGAGGAAACGCCUGAGCUGGCCCCUGAGCGUGACUCGCGCUGUGUGUAACGCCUCCUGGUAUCUGUCCCAUCGUGUGCGUAGUACAGCGCGGGCCCUCGCCGGCCACCUGAGGGACAAUGCCCAGGACUAUGCGUUCAUGUAUGAGCUACUGAGCAUGAGCUUGCCCCUGCUGCUUGUUUUACAAGAGGUACUGCUGCAGAUGCACACAGAGGCUGCGCCCGACGGGCCCGGCUCUCUACAGCCUCUACUGCUGUGGCUGCAGGAGCAAAUAGGGCACCGGCUCAUUUAGACGUGUUAAUAUUUGACUUCAAAAGCCAUUAAAUCCGUGGCUGAGAUCCACAUUUAAAGGAGUGUUCUUGUCAUUAUACCAUUUGUAGCCGUGCACAAGCACCUUUGUGAUGUUUACUUGCCUUUUAUGAUGCUCUCAGUGUCUUGGUUGUAUUUGUGCAUCAGCCAAAGAAGAGACACUGUAGGUUGCUCAUGCAACUUUAUGCAAUUUACUACAGGGGUUAAUGAAAGCUGCACCAAAUCUUUUUUUUGCAGUGGGUUUGCUGUGGAAACUGUGCUUUAAUUGUAGGGUUAAAAUAAGUUAAACAAAUAGAUUUAAAUUAAAACAGGCCACAGUCGGUGCAUUAAAGACUUGAGACUGCUGAAAUCAUCUUUGCUGUAGAACUCAAUCUUUGGAAAAUGGAUCCUGCAGUUAUAAAUGCUUAACUCAGGUUACGACUGACUAACUUGAUGCACUUUAUCUUUGGGAACUGCCUGGUCGGCGCAGCAGUAAACUGUCAGCUCUCAUGUUAACGCUGAAUACCAGACAGGUUUUCUUUUGACUAUGCAUAUGUGCUCCUGCCAUAUAUAUUUUUUUCUUUUAUAUCCAUAUAUAUGCAGGUGUUUGCUCAUUGUCUUUUUAUACUCAACUCCGUUUACUUUCAUGAACAGCUUUUAUUGAUUAUUGAAUGGAUAACACCAAAGAGUCUCUCCUGUCUGGUGAGUUUCCUUCUCAGUAUUUACUUCUACUUUGCUGCCAUCUACUGUUGACUCUCAGAAAAACCAUGAAGGCUAAAUGAGACACCCCGCCCCCCUUCAUUUUUUAUAAACCUCUCUGUAUAACACUAAGGAGAAUUUUAAAUAUGUCAUAUUUUUUUGAUUUACUGUAGACAAUAGAAGCUGGCGAGCAUGCUGUGAUGUGUUUGAAUGUGUUUGCCACUCUUGCCAUAAUUUUAAAGCAUGUUGUUGGAAGAUCAACUGCGAGCCUCUUUUUGACUGGAAGCCACACAGUUGCUUCCUAUUCAACUAAUCUAAUGAUGCUUACAGUAUGAAGCACUUUUUGUUUUGUUUAUAUAAUAUUUGAAGACUUCAGGCAUUGUUUUAAGUGUUUACAGCAUGAUGUGCUGGAUAUGCAAUAUGAUGUUUGUGUUUUGUUGUCAGCUACCUAAUAUUUCAUGAUGAAUUACUGAAUCUGCUGCAUGUAAUAUGAGGUAGUUUACAGUGUUUUAUAAAACCAAAGAACUCUUCUCAUACACCCUGACUGGACUUUUCUUUUAUACAUCUGUAUGACAAGAUGACAAUCAUGCAAACGGUUAACAUGUGUAAUGGUGCCGACAUACAAAUAUCGUCUUCAUUAUUGAAUGUCAUUAUUUUUGCUUUGUUUUCAUAAACUUUUUCUACUUUUG
This is a messenger RNA of Sebastes umbrosus (honeycomb rockfish), 5096 nucleotides long. It is a transcript of the gene mical2a, whose product is annotated as microtubule associated monooxygenase, calponin and LIM domain containing 2a. The record is from RefSeq and is a predicted model, not a curated record. Lineage: Eukaryota; Metazoa; Chordata; Actinopteri; Perciformes; Sebastidae. Bases 347 to 3712 code for a protein of 1121 amino acids. Gene Ontology annotation, molecular function: protein binding; FAD binding. The transcript has 23 exons.